GUAAAUCAUUUUAUUUUCAUAGUUAUAUUGAUGUUUGAGCAUUCCCAACACGCACAAGGCCAGAGCAGAAAAGGAUUUCGGUAGAAUCAAGUUUGAUAAAUUGAUAAUUGCAUAUAAGCUAGCUCUUUUUAAGAAUGGGAAACGUGCUAGCAUCUACCGCAAAAGCGGAGAACUCUCGAGGGCGUGGAAAUGUGUCUGCCGGAUUGAGUUUGCCAGAGGCGCCUACACCUCCUUCCGCAGGAAUACCGCCACAGAUGGUAGAGGCGUUGGAAUCAGAAGCUCGACAGUUGGAGCUGGAGAAUCCCGGAACAGUUGAGGAGCUGCAUAGUCGCUGUCGUGAUAUUCAGGCCAACACCUUCGACGGCGCCAAGAUCAUGCUGAACAAGGGCUUGAGUAACCACUUCCAAGUGACCCACACCAUCAACAUGAAUUCUACGGCACCCAGUGGCUAUCGCUUCGGUGCCACUUACGUGGGGACUAAGCAAUAUGGCCCAAACGAGGCUUUUCCGGUCCUCCUUGGAGAGAUAGAUCCGAUGGGUAACCUCAAUGCGAACGUCAUUCAUCAGCUAACAUCACGACUACGGUGCAAAUUUGCCUCACAGUUUCAGGACUCUAAGCUGGUUGCCACCCAAUUGUCGGGUGACUAUCGCGGCAAAGACUACACAUUAUCCUUGACGUUGGGCAAUCCGGGCAUCUUGACGGGCUCUGGAGUUGUCGUAUGCCAGUACCUGCAGGCAGUCACCCAGAGAUUGGCUCUCGGAUCGGAGUUGGCCUACCAGUACGGACCAAAUGUUCCCGGACGCCAAGUGGCUGUGUUGUCAGCGGUAGGUCGCUAUGCCAUCGGGGAUUCCGUGUGGUCAUGCACUUUGGGGCCUGGUGGCUUCCAUCUCAGCUACUACCAGAAGGCCAGUGAUCAGCUACAGAUCGGAGUCGAGGUAGAGACCAAUUUGCGCCUCCAAGAGUCCACGGCCACGGUGGCCUACCAGGUGGAUCUUCCCAAGGCAGACUUGGUCUUCCGCGGCAGUCUAGACUCCAACUGGCACAUUGCCGGCGUCCUCGAGAAACGCCUCCAACCUCUUCCCUUUUCGUUGGCCAUUAGCGGUCGCAUGAAUCACCUAAAGAAUAGCUUUCGGUUGGGCUGCGGCCUAAUGAUCGGAUAA
Molecule: messenger RNA, 1160 nt
Organism: Drosophila eugracilis
Lineage: Eukaryota; Metazoa; Arthropoda; Insecta; Diptera; Drosophilidae
Gene: tomboy40
Product: mitochondrial import receptor subunit TOM40 homolog 2
Exons: 1
Coding region: 135-1160 (341 amino acids)
Biological process (GO): protein import into mitochondrial matrix
Cellular component (GO): mitochondrial outer membrane; mitochondrial outer membrane translocase complex
Molecular function (GO): transmembrane protein transporter activity
Source: RefSeq, a predicted model, not a curated record